This is a messenger RNA of Scatophagus argus, 1965 nucleotides long. It is a transcript of the gene eif4e2, whose product is annotated as eukaryotic translation initiation factor 4E family member 2. Lineage: Eukaryota; Metazoa; Chordata; Actinopteri; Scatophagidae. Gene Ontology annotation, biological process: translational initiation. Gene Ontology annotation, molecular function: translation initiation factor activity; RNA 7-methylguanosine cap binding. The coding region runs from base 139 to 840 and encodes 233 amino acids. The transcript is spliced from 8 exons. Gene Ontology annotation, cellular component: cytoplasm; eukaryotic translation initiation factor 4F complex. The record is from RefSeq and is a predicted model, not a curated record.
CCAUUGUGUCACCCUUGAGCGCUCCACGUUCAUCACCACGACCACCGCACGCCGUGCGCGUACACAUGUGCGCGCCGCCGUUCCUGCGGAAUUCAGGAGGCUGUGAUCGGACUCCGAAAGGCUCCCAUCUAGAAAAUAAUGAACAACAAAUUUGACGCUCUGAAAGAUGAUGACAGUGGAGACCACGACCAGGACCAAGGCACACAGAAAGACAGUGAGAAGGAAAAAACUGAAGACGAGGACAAGGAACAGAAUAUCUCCAAGAAGAAGAUGGUGGUGCCAGGUGCAGGAGAGCACCCUCUUCAAUACAACUACACCUUCUGGUACUCCAGACGCACCCCGGGUAGACCAGCCAGUACUCAGAGCUACGAACAGAACAUUAAGCAGAUUGGCAGCUUCGCCUCGGUGGAGCAGUUCUGGCGUUUCUAUAGUCACAUGAUCCGGCCAGGUGACCUGACGGGCCAUAGCGACUUCCACCUCUUCAAGGAGGGUAUAAAACCAAUGUGGGAGGAUGAUGCCAAUAAAAUGGGUGGAAAGUGGAUUAUCCGUCUGAGAAAAGGCCUGGCGUCUCGGUGCUGGGAGAACCUGAUCCUGGCCAUGCUCGGGGAGCAGUUCAUGGUGGGAGAGGAGAUCUGCGGGGCUGUGGUGUCAGUACGCUUCCAGGAGGACAUCAUCUCCAUCUGGAACAAAACCGCUAGCGACCAGGCGACCACAGCCCGCAUCAGAGACACCCUGCGCAGAGUCCUCAACCUGCCUCCCAACACCAUCAUGGAGUACAAGACUCACACAGACAGCAUUAAGUAUAGCCUGGGAAGACUUCCAUGGUCUGGUGAAUGCUAGCGGUGGACGUUAGCCCCUCACACAGAGAACUUCUGCAAGGUGUUGUGCAGGUGUGUGUUUAUGUGAUGGUGGAUGGCGAGUCCAGAAAAGGAUACGUUUACAUGGAUUGGCACUGUAUAGUAUGAAGACAGGAACAGAGGCAAGAAGACCAUUCCUUCUUAGUAUCAAAAUGAAAAUGAACAGAAGAGCCUGUCAACAGAACGCUGAACCAAGCCGAAGAGAGAAAAAUGCGUUAUUUUCAAUCGACCAGAGAAAAACAAAGCCUCCAUUUUUUUUUUCCUUUUUAAUGCAAGUUGUAACAUCCGUUAGCUUGCCACCAGAGGGAGGUUAUGUGACUGGUAUUUGCUGAUCAGUUCAUUGGGUGUCAACAAAGUGUACUUGACAAAAUACAACAAAACCAAUCUUAUAGUAUUAGAUCUGAUUUUAUUGCCUAACAUAACAUCACACUUAAUGCUGUUUGUGUUGAUCUGUUUUAUUGGGACUCAAACAGGGUUGCAGGUAGAUGUUAUUUUAUUACAGUGCUGUAUUUUAACUACAUUGCCUCUGGUCAUUUCGAACUAGAAUAAUUACUAUUGUGUAUGAUAUAUUUGUACAUACAGUCCAUUUCAAAGAUCACUUAACUGAAUCGACAAUGAUUCUCCAUCUUUGAUCUGGAAUUUGAAUCCCAAAGGAUGAGGACCAUCCUGUGCUGGGCAGAAGGUUGUAUAACCGGCAUCUUAAGAAUGGACUGCCAAGCUGCCUAAAUCACUGUGCCUGGCCUCGAGCCCGACCCAAACCAGUUUUCCCUUCUGUUUUGUUUUUACCCCACCUUUAAAGAAUCCAAGGGAUGGGUUUUGCUUUAAUGUCCUCAACAGAUGUGCAUAGGAGUUCUGAAAUACUGAUCUUCACUCAGUCAAAGAAAUGACACUGGGCCCAAGGUCAGGGUCUGUUACAAUUUUUCUUAAUUCUUUGGAAGGGGUAUAUUUUGUUUGGAAAAAAAAAAGCAUCUAUAGUUUGUUGAAAAACUGUUAUGCUGCCCAUGUUUGGUGGUGUGAUGAUGAGUGUUUAUCAAAAGUGAAGAAAUUCUGCUGGAUUCACACCUGAUGGAUUAUAGCAAUAAAUGUCAAAUAUGCAUCUGCUGCUAAA